AUGAAAAGAAAACAUGAUCAGAAUAAUAUCAGUUCAAAUGUUGAUAAUGAUGCGCUUCUCCAACUUGUAAUGGCAUUUGAUCAUGUUAAUAGAGAUCAACAAACAAUUGUGCUACCAUCAGGUGAAUCAACAACGAAAGAACAACUUUUAUUAAAAGUAAUCGAUCUUUAUCCAAGCUAUGCUAAUACUUAUUACCAGUUGGCAUUAAUACUUAAAGCUGAAAAUCGAUCAUCAAUCACACUUAAUAAUGGACAAUCAAUGACAAAACAACAAUUAUACUUGAAAUCAAUAGAGUAUGAUCCAACCAGUCACAGGUCUUAUUAUUAUCUUGCAAAUACACUUUCAAAUGGUGAAUCAAUCACACUUAAUAACGGACAAUCAAUGACAAGACAACAACUCUACUUGAAAUCAAUAGAGUAUGAUCCAACAAGUCACAGUUCUUAUCAUAACCUUGCAACGACACUUUCAAGAGGUGAAUCAAUCACACUUAAUAACGGACAAUCAAUGACUGCACAACAACUAUACUUGAAAUCAAUAGAAUGUGAUCCAACAUAUAUCAAUCCAUAUAUUAACCUUGCAAAUACACUUUCAAAUGGUGAAUCAAUCACACUUAAUGAUGGACAAUCAAUGACUGCACAACAACUAUACUUGAAAUCAAUAGAAUGUGAUCCAACCAAUUCAUAUUCAUAUCAUAACCUUGCAACAACACUUUCAAAUGGUGAAUCAAUCACACUUAAUGAUGGACAAUCAAUGACAGAACAACAACUACUCUUGAAAUCAAUAGAAUGUGAUCCAACUAGUCGCAGUUCUUAUCAUAACCUUGCAACAACACUUUCAAAUGGUGAAUCAAUCACACUUAAUAAUGGACAAUCAAUGACUGCACAACAAUUAUACUUGAAAUCAAUAGAAUGUGAUCCAACUAGUCACAGUUCUUAUAAUAACCUUGCAACAACACUUUCAAAUGGUGAAUCAAUCACACUUAAUAAUGGACAAUCAAUGACAAAACAACAAUUAUACUUGAAAUCAAUAGAAUGUGAUCCAACCAAUUCCGAUUCAUAUCAUAACCUUGCAAUUACACUUUCAAGAGGUGAAUCAAUCACACUUAAUAAUGGACAGUCAAUGACUCAACAACAACUAUACUUGAAAUCAAUAGAAUGUGAUCCAACCAAUUCCGAUUCAUAUCAUAACCUUGCAAUUACACUUUCAAGAGGUGAAAUCAAUCACACUUAA
This is a messenger RNA of Heterostelium album PN500, 1230 nucleotides long. Its product is annotated as tetratricopeptide repeat protein. The coding region runs from base 1 to 1230 and encodes 409 amino acids. The record is from RefSeq and is a predicted model, not a curated record. Gene Ontology annotation, molecular function: protein binding. The transcript has a single exon. Lineage: Eukaryota; Evosea; Eumycetozoa; Acytosteliales; Acytosteliaceae.